AUGGCGCCCACUACCGUCCACCACCACCGGUCCACCACCAAGACAUCCCACAAGCCGUACAAGAGCAAGCAUGCCUCCAAGAGUGCUUUGAAGGACAAGGAGAAGGGCAAGGUCGAAAACCAGGAGCGGGGCACUCGCAAGACCCCCCACCAGCAGCUGAUGUCGAAACUCGACCGCCGCAACCAAGCCCGCCAAAGACAACAAUUGAAGCACCAGGAAAAAGCGCAGGCUACUAGUAUCUUUGCUGGCCAAAAUGGCGCUCCCCGUCAGGUCGCCGUCGUGCCAUUGUCCGUCGAUGUCGAUGCGGCCGCCGCCAUUCAGGCGUUGAACGAGAGCGUUGAUGUGCUGAGCGAUGCCUCACCGGACAGAGCCUCUCGGGUGCGGAUCGACCGCUUCCGACAAAGCGUCCUGUACCUCCCGGCAAAAUAUGAUGUGAUAAACGCCCUGGAUGUCUGCCGAAUGGCCGACUUUGUGGUGCUGGUGCUGUCGGCUCAAGUGGAAGUCGAAGAAGAGGGAGAGGUUUUGCUGCGCUCGAUCGAGAGCCAGGGUAUCUCGAAUGUCGUGACGGUGGUGCAGGGUCUUGACAGGAUCAACCCUCCUAAGAAGCGCACACAGGUGACCACUUCGCUCAAGUCGUUCAUCAACCACUUCUUCCCGACGGUGGAGAAGAUCAUGUCGCUUGACUCCCGUCAAGAAUGCUCUAAUGCCAUUCGCUCCAUCUGUACUGCAACUCCCAAGGGUAUUCGUUGGCGGGAUGAUCGCAGCUGGAUGCUCAUUGAGCAGGUCCAGUGGCCGGAAACCAACGACGAAGUGGUGGAUGACGUUGUCGUCACCGGUGUUGUCCGCGGCAAGGGUUUGAAGGCAGACCGCAUUGCUCAUAUCCCCGGCUGGGGUGAUUUGCAGAUCGGGUCAAUUACGGCGGCACCGCUGCCCACUGCGAAGAACAAGCGGGAUGAUGCGAUGAACGUCGACGGCAACGAAACUACACAGGUCCUGGAUACCCCUAGCUCGGACCAGGAUGAUAUGACCGCUGUGGCACCUGAGGAGAUCGAAAUGGAAGACGAUGAGAUGGCACCGAUGGCCGACACGGAACGUAAAGGAGUCUUGCUCGACGACCACCAUUACUUCUCGGAUGACGACUCACACAUUCCUUCUAAGCCCAAACGCUUACCCAAGGGUACUUCAGAGUACCAGUCUGCCUGGUACCUCGAUGACGUUUCGUACUCCGGGUCUGACAUGGAAGACGAAGAUGAGGAAAUGGAAAUGGAUACAACUGGGGCACCGGAAGAUGGUGUCUUCCCCGACAACCAAGAUGCCAUGACGGAAGGCGGGCCGUCGGAGUACCCGCAAUCGGAGAUGUUCCUUGACCCAUCCCCCGAGGACGAGGCCCAGCAGCUGGCAGAGUAUCGGGCCAGUCGCCGAAAUGAGGCCCAAGAGGAUCUGGAGUUCCCCGACGAGAUUGAAUUGCACCCUAACGUGCUGGCGAGAGAGCGCCUGGCUCGGUUCCGUGGACUGAAGAAUUUCAAGCUCAGCUCCUGGGAGACAUCCGAAGACCGACCCUUCGAGCCGGAGGACUGGCGGCGACUGCUGCAGUUCGCGGACUACAAGGGAUCAAAGAAUCGGAUUAUCCGCGAAGCCUUGGUUGGCGGUGUCAACUCAGGCCUCCGCGUGGACGUGCAUCUCCGCGCCGUGCCCACUGCUCUUCGCAACAAGCCGCAGCCGAUCUCCCUCUUCUCGUUGCUGCGACACGAGCACAAGCAAACUGUGGUGAACGUCAAUAUGACCUUGAACUCGAGUGCAGAGAAGCCUCUCAAGUCUAAGGAGGAGCUCUUGAUUCAGUGCGGACCGCGCCGCCUGGUCGUGAACCCCAUAUUCUCGUCCAGCGAUAACACCCCCAACAAUGUCCACAAAUUUGACCGCUUCCUUCACCCAGGCCGCAGUGCCAUUGCAUCCUGGAUCGGACCCAUGACCUGGGGUGCCGUCCCCGUCCUUGUGUAUAAGAACAAGCCAGCCGAGGACCCCGAAAUCCUCGAUUCGGCCGACGCCAAGGAGGAGCCGCUCGCCAUGGACCGGCUGGAGUUGAUUGCAACCGGAACAGUCGUGGCACCCGACCAGAGCCGUGUCGUGGCCAAGCGCGCCAUCCUCACGGGCCACCCGUACAAGAUCCAUCGCAAGGUCGUCACGAUCCGAUACAUGUUCUUCAAUGCCGAGGAUAUUGCCUGGUUCAAGGCCCUGCAACUGUGGACCCGCCGUGGCCGCAGCGGAUAUAUCAAGGAGAGUCUCGGUACACACGGCUACUUCAAGGCUAUGUUCGAUGCCAAGAUCAACCCGCAGGACUCGGUGGGUAUCAGUCUAUACAAGCGGGUCUUCCCUCGCAAGGCCAAGGCUUUGGAGGAUGUUGUGGCUUAA
Penicillium alfredii is the source of this 2409-nucleotide messenger RNA. RefSeq names its product small subunit rRNA maturation protein TSR1. Gene Ontology annotation, cellular component: nucleus; preribosome, small subunit precursor. The record is from RefSeq and is a predicted model, not a curated record. Gene Ontology annotation, molecular function: U3 snoRNA binding; GTP binding; GTPase activity. Gene Ontology annotation, biological process: endonucleolytic cleavage of tricistronic rRNA transcript (SSU-rRNA, 5.8S rRNA, LSU-rRNA); maturation of SSU-rRNA from tricistronic rRNA transcript (SSU-rRNA, 5.8S rRNA, LSU-rRNA); ribosome biogenesis. NCBI's taxonomy places the organism in Eukaryota, Fungi, Ascomycota, Eurotiomycetes, Eurotiales, Aspergillaceae. Bases 1 to 2409 code for a protein of 802 amino acids. The transcript has 2 exons.